UCACAAUAAGUUCUCCCUACAAGCACUACACUUUUUCUCAACUUUUCCACAUACUUUUUGUCACACAUUUGGUUGAGCACUAUUCUAAAAACCAACAAAGGCCACAGUGAAUCGAUCUGAUAGUUAUGUGUAUAUACAAAAAAAAUCGUAAAUCCAAAACAAGAAACAAGAAGCGAAGAAAACCAAAGUUCCUAAGUCUUAGUCUUGAGCUUUCAGAUAAAAAAUCUCAACCGUCGGAUCAUAUGGUCGCUUCAUCAUCUAACGGUAGCAACCAUGAUCAUCAUGAGGGUUCUCAUCAGCUCAAUCUCUUCCCUUUGCAUCCAGAAAAUUUGGUGGAUGACAAAGAUAGUACUGCCCAUGAUGAAAACGUAGCACUCUUCUUUUCUGGAGCUGAAAACAGUGCUACUACUCUUAACGAACUUCUCGUUUCUCCCAAGGAUGAAAUUGACAGCAACAUAAGUACUAGUGUUCCGAAUUACAUGACUGUUUCGUCGGAGGAGGCGAGCUUGACAUUUGCCGACACUUACAGGGGACAACAAGGUGAGCUUGUACGGACGGCUUUGAGAAACAAAGAGAGGGAUCACAGGGAGGAAGAGAAAUGGGUGGUUUACUCAGACGUUGUUGAGUUCGAUCAACAUAGUGAGACGAGGAAGGACGAGGAAGUUAGCAGUUGUCCGAGGAACAAACAUCAUCAUCAGCAACAACAACAACAACAAUUGUCACUAAAGCUUGAUUAUGACGAAAUACUGAAUGCUUGGUCCGAUAAGGGUUCGCUCUAUCUUCAGGCUGAGUCUCCUCAGAUCGUUCCGGAUAUCCAAGACGACUUUCUCGCCUACGAAACGCCUUUCUCACCCCACGGGCUAAUGGGAAGCAGUGCAGUUCUGUAUAGAGUACCAGAAGGUAUGGGAAGUGAACAAAGUGAAAGUAUACAAAUAGAGGGUGAUUUGAAUUUGAAGGCUGGAAGAAGGGAGGCGAGUGUAAUGAGGUACAAAGAGAAGAGACAGAACAGGCUCUUCUCUAAAACUAUCCGCUAUCAAGUUCGCAAGCUCAACGCUGAAAAGCGCCCUCGCGUUAAGGGGAGAUUUGUUAAGAGGGAUUGAAGUGUGUUUUACCUCAAUUGGAGCAGUUAAAUAUGAUGCAAUGAAAAGCAGUAUGUGUGUUGUAGUUUUUAUAUAUCUUGAUAUAUACUGUUAAAAGGAGAAGCAUGUCCAAAGGAAUUCUUGUCAAUCGAUGAAUAAAAUUGUAAAAGCUCUA
This is a messenger RNA of Lycium ferocissimum, 1254 nucleotides long. RefSeq lists its product as uncharacterized. Lineage: Eukaryota; Viridiplantae; Streptophyta; Magnoliopsida; Solanales; Solanaceae. The transcript has 4 exons. The record is from RefSeq and is a predicted model, not a curated record. The coding region runs from base 126 to 1100 and encodes 324 amino acids. Gene Ontology annotation, biological process: regulation of DNA-templated transcription. Gene Ontology annotation, molecular function: protein binding. Gene Ontology annotation, cellular component: nucleus.